AUUCACUCUGAAGCAAACUCUUUCCGUCGGUGCUCCCCAAUCUUCAGUGCUCAAAGUUUUCUCCCAUUGCUCUGAAAUGCCCCUGGUGUGUUUGUCAGAAUUUGAAGCUUAUGCGAAAAAACAUCUUCCCAAGGCCUCCUGGGAUUUUAUUGCAGCUGGUGCAGAUGAAUGUUGCACCCGGGAUGACAACCUCAUGGCAUAUAAAAGAAUCCAUUUACGACCGCGUGUCCUGAGGGACAUGUCUGUAAUGGACACAAAGACCACAGUCCUUGGCACUGAGAUCAGCUUCCCUGUGGGGAUUGCUCCCAGCGGUUUCCACAAGUUGGCUUGGCCGGAUGGAGAGCGGAGCACAGCUAGAGCGGCAGAAGCCAUGAAUGUCUGCUACAUUGCCAGUACCUACUCUUCUUGCUCCGUGGAAGAAAUUGCUGCUGCUGCCCCUGCUGGCCUCCGAUGGUUCCAGCUUUACAUUCACCGGAAGAGGACGCUCUCAGAGCAGCUGGUGCGACGGGUGGAAGCCUUGGGUUUCCAGGCCCUGGUGCUCACAGUCGACGUGCCAUACACUGGGAAGAGGCGUGAUGACCUCCGCAACAACUUCCAGUUGCCAACAUACACAUCAAAGAACUUUGAAGGUGCCUUUGAGGAUGAGGAUCAUACCAAUGAUGAGAGGCUGCAUGCCGGCUCUGUGGACUACUCUGUCAGUUGGAAGGACAUUGGCUGGCUACGGAGCUUGACGCGUCUGCCGCUCAUUCUCAAGGGAAUUCUGACCAAGGAGGAUGCAGAGCUGGCCAUGAAACAUGGAGUCCAAGGGAUUGUUGUAUCCAACCAUGGAGGGAGGCAGCUGGAUUCAGUACCCGCAAGUAUUGAUGCUCUGCCCGAAAUUACAGCCACAGUGCAAGACAAAGUUGAAGUUUAUUUGGAUGGUGGGAUACGGACAGGAAAUGAUGUGUUGAAAGCACUGGCACUUGGGGCAAAAUGUGUCUUCAUUGGGAGGCCUGCCUUAUGGGGCCUGGCCUAUAAGGGUGAAGAAGGGCUUCAAGAAGUAUUGAAGAUUUUGAAAGACGAAUUUUGUUUGUCAAUGGCUCUAGCUGGUUGUAGAAAUGUCUCAGAAAUUGGCCGCCAUCUUGUUCAGUACUCCAAGCUGUAAAGGACACUCCAGCAGUGUUUAUCCAAACAAUCACAGCAGUGAUGGAAAAGAGUCAACAACCCGCAUGUCAGAACACACAUAACAUCUUCUGGUUAGCCAAUAGGCAGUUCACCGCUUCUUUGACUCUGCACCUGACAGUUGCUAAGAUGGAACCCUCCUUUGCAUCUCAAGACUACCUCCCUCACUCAUUGAGACCAGCUAUGAAACUCUCAGUGCUGCCACUUCAGCUCAACACUGCCUCACCCUGCAGUCUCCCCAAGUAUUGCCACAGAGAGUAGAUAAUAGCCUGAUUUUUGCAAUUUGAUUUCGUAGUAGAACCGUUACAAAAAUGGUUGGACAUCAUACAGACCCUAGAAACCAAACCAGCAAUUCUUACCUGAAUCCUAACUCAAAUUUGAUUCUAGAUAGGGAAGAGGAGGAGCAUAGAUUAAUGUUCUCAUUUAUUUCCCAAAUAUAUUUUUUUGUUUGGUAAUAUUCUUGUGUGUGGCUCCUAUUUAAGUCAAUGGGGCUUACACAAGAGAACAUUCUGUUGGGCUGUGCUCACAGACAUUACCUGCUGGAUUUCUCAUUUGCCACCAAUGGGCACAAGAGAUGCUAAAGUUAGGAUGUACAUGCAGAAUAGAAAUAUCUGUUUAGUAUUAAUGCCUUUAAUAUUUCUGUGUGCAAGGUUCUCUGAAUUAAAGUAAAAUCUUAUUUUCAAUUCA
This is a messenger RNA of Hemicordylus capensis (graceful crag lizard), 1848 nucleotides long. It is a transcript of the gene HAO2, whose product is annotated as hydroxyacid oxidase 2. The record is from RefSeq and is a predicted model, not a curated record. Gene Ontology annotation, molecular function: FMN binding; oxidoreductase activity. NCBI's taxonomy places the organism in Eukaryota, Metazoa, Chordata, Lepidosauria, Squamata, Cordylidae. Bases 77 to 1144 code for a protein of 355 amino acids. The transcript is spliced from 8 exons.